GUUGACUACUGCGGCUAAAGUUGGAGCUACCGAUAGCUUAGCAGCAUCUUCUGGUGAAAGUGAAACCGACAGAGAGAAAUACCAAGUCUGCGGCUUGUUCGCUCGUCGCUAGCGUAAACAUUUGGGAGGUCGUAAAGUGAAAGUAUUGUUCUGUGUGAAAGUUACGUGUUAGUUGCUGUAUUUGUUGCGACAUGCUAAUCCAGCUAGCUGGUUAGCUAGCCAGGAAGAGUUGAGACAUUACUGUUGGCUUCAGCCAACAUAGACAGCAAAGGAGCAAGCUGAGAGAGAGCUCCAGAUGCGGCUAAAGGACCCCUUUUCUUUGAAAGCCGCCGACAUGACAAAGCGGACUAAUAAACCACGGAAACCUCGAGAUGAGGAGUCAUCGGAUGAAGUCAGCGGGCUGACAUGCCAACAUGUUAACAAAGCAGUGGACCUGAGCUCGGUGAAGAAGUCGGUCCUGUCGAGCGUGUGGUUGAUCUGCUCCGAGUGUCUGAGGGAGAGGACGAUGAUCGACGGCGAGCCGGCAGCGUCCCACGACAUCCUGGUCUGCCUCAAGUGUGGCUUUCAGGGCUGUAACCAAUCAGGAAUCCAGCAUGCCGUCAAGCAUCACCAGACUUUUCAUCCAGAGUCUCACUGUAUCACGAUCAGCCUGAACACGUGGAAGGCCUGGUGCUUUGAAUGUAACGAAGAGCUUUCUACACACUGCAACAAGAAGGCUUUGGCUCAGACUCUCGACUUUUUGCAGAAGCAUUCUGUCAAGGCGACAUCAGCAGCAUCACCUAAGAUCAUCAAGCUGCGAGAGGAAACAUCAGAUUACGCUGAAGCACAAAGAGGAAAGAAUCCAGCCAUCAACAGCACCUUGGUCCCUGUUAAGGGGAUAAUUAACCUUGGGAACACCUGCUUCUUCAAUGCUGUUAUGCAGAACCUGUCGCAGACGCACAUGCUCAUCGACCUCAUUCAGGAAGUGAAGGAGAAAGGAUACAAGCUGAAGAUCUGUCCGCCUGUCGAGACAAAUCUGAGUCAGCUGACUGUGGUUCUGUCCAGCCCUGACCCGCUGACUGCAGCCAUGAUUCACUUCCUGCAGAGCAUGAAGGAAUCGGGGAAAGGCCCCGUCAACCCGAAGGUCCUCUUCAAUCAGCUCUGCCAGAAAGCUCCACGCUUCAAGGGCUACCAACAACAAGACAGCCAGGAACUUCUGCACUACUUACUGGACUCCAUAAGAGUAGAAGAAACUAAAAGAGUGAAAGCGGCCAUUUUAAAGGCAUUCAACAAUCCAACAGAGAAGACGGCAGAUGAGGAGACCAAACGCCAAGUCAAAGCAUAUGGAAAAGAAGGUGUGAAGAUGACCUUUGUUGACCGGAUCUUCGUAGGCGAGCUCACCAACACCAUAAUGUGUGAAGAGUGCGAGCAUAUCUCAACAGUAAAGGAAGCCUUCAUAGACAUCUCUCUGCCAAUCAUAGAGGAGAGGAUAUCAAAACCGUCCAACCCGGGUCGCCUGGGGAAGGGCAGCCGGGAGCAGGACAGCCAUACAGCCCACAGUGAGCAGGUUCUUUCAGCAGCGCACUCUGUCAACAAGAACUCCAGGAAGCCCAGCGGACCGAAGCAAUUCAACAGACGACCGUCCAGCUCCGUGGAGGAGAAGGGAGCGGCCUGCUGUGCCGAGCGGGCCGAGGAGGAGGCGAUCGCCGGCGGCUCGGCGCGCGGCGUCUCUGUGUGCAAGAUGGCGGCGGCGGGCAGCCUGUCCGACGGCAGCGAGAGAGAUUCUGGAGCCCAGGACAGCAGCAACGACGCCGACAGCGAGGCGUCCGAGAGCGAGUGGGCACCACGAGGCGGCUCCUCCGGUCACGGCCACGCCUCCACCCCGUCGUCCACCUCCACCCUCACCCCGUCCCCCACGCCUGCCUCCUCCUCCUCCCCCGCAUUGUCGUCAGCUUCCGCUAAGCAGGGCGGCGCCGUGGAGCAGCUGGUCACCGCGGUUUCUAAAGUCAACCUGGGCUUCUCUUCUGCGGGGGACACGCCCGCGUCGGGUCACUGUCCCCCUGAGGAGCAGGGCGACGGCCAGAGCCGAGACCAGCUCCACCACUACCACCACCACCACCAGGGGGCGUUCCAGGCCCUGUCCCACAGUUACACUCCUACCUCCAAAGAAUGCUCCAUCCAGUCCUGCCUGCACCAGUUCACGUCGGUGGAGCUGCUGAUGGGCAACAACAAGCUGCUCUGUGAGAACUGCACCGAGCGCAGGCAGAAGCAGCUGCGCAAGAGCGGCGCUGCAGAUAAGAAGAUGGAGAAGAUUUACACCAGUGCCAGGAAACAGAUGCUAAUAUCCUUGCUGCCUCCUGUCAUCACGCUGCAUCUGAAACGCUUCCACCAGGCAGGGAUGAACCUCAGGAAGGUGAACCGUCAUGUCGACUUUCCUCUCAUCCUGGAUCUGGCUCCCUUCUGCUCUGCGUCCUGCAAGAACCUGGCUGCCGGUGAGCGCGUCCUCUACAGCCUGUACGGGAUCGUGGAACACAGCGGCUCGAUGCGGGGCGGCCACUACACUGCCUACGUCAAAGUGCGAACCCCGCAGAGGAGAACGGAGCAGCGCCACAAGAACCUGUCAGGUGCAAAGGAGGCCGGCGGCAGCUCCCAGGGCCAGUGGGUGUACGUCAGCGACACCACCGUUCAGACUGUACCCGAGUCCAGAGUACUCGGCUCUCAGGCAUACCUGCUCUUCUACGAGGAAAUGCUGUGAUCCUCCGCAUCGCUCUACUUCUUUUGAUCUAUUUUUGGUAUUAAAAAAAAAAAAACUCAAUACAGCUCCUCAUGCAGUUCGAAUACAGGAAGACAAGAAAAAAAAAAAAAAAGGGAAGCAUUAGUCUCGUUAAACGGACAUUUUCAAACACAGAAAGGAUAUGCAAGGAAAAAGAGAAAAAGUAAAUGUCGACAUCAUCUGGAUUUUACCUAGAAUUUCAUUUCAGAACCUGAAUUCAAACCCCCGUCUUCUGAGAGCGAGCUUAGGAGAAAGACUUUGGAGCUGGUUAGUAUUUCUAAUUAAUCUCAGUCUGAGUACCUUGCUGAAGGUAUAAAACGCAUGAUGGAGUUUGCUACCAUAAGGAACUAGCAACUAGCAGAAUCAAUGCAUGCCUAACCGCAGUCUGCACUGACUUGUUGAUGUCGAUACAUUGUGUGUCAGAAUGAAAGAGCGAAAGACAAAUGAAUGUAGCUGAAAGGUGCUAUGUCUAUCAGUUUGGGUGGUUACAGUAAAUAUAUCAGUAUAUUUCGUCUAUGUUGUCUCCAUGUUUAUGCUAGUCUGAAUUACAUGAUAAUGUUGCCAAGUUGCUCUUCCAAGUUCUGUUCGUCUGCAGCUCCUUUAACGCUUGUAUCCCAUCAUGCACUUGCGAGAGGAGAAUCGCCGACUGUUUUUGUGGCGCUGUGGUCUGGUAUGGGAUUAGCUGCUGCUGCGCUAUAAAUUUCAAGGUCACUGGGUUAUUAUGGCAUUUAUUCAAGAGUUAUUGUAAGAAGAACACAGGGUCCAAUUUUGUUUGUCGUUCAGUAAUGCUGGCAAAAUGGCAAAAAAAAUGUCAUUUUUGUUAAGCUAAUAGUCUUCAGUUUAUGUUUUGAAAAAUUCAAAAUGAAUAAAUCAGCAAUUUUACCUCAUAUUUAUUUUAAAAUAUGAUUUAUGUUGAUUAGAGGUAUGUGUGUGGCUGUUUGUCCCGCCUUGCGAAGAAAAACCUCACAUUGAGUCAUUAUGUGUUUCAUCAGCAGGGAAACAAAUAAGACUGGGAAAAAAAAGAAAUAAAAACGUUAAGUCUGCUUCCUUCUGAAACAACUUCUGUACUGAAGGCUGUUUUUAAUUAGUGCAACCUGGUAACACUCCGGUGUGGGGCUAUUGCGUGUCACCAUCUGAUUACUGAUUGGUCGAGUCUGAAGUCUGACGACUCCUCUCAUUUCUUGAUAUCUUUUUACAUCUAUUUUUUUUCCUUUCUGCUGUACAGCAAAGACAAGACAAUUCAUUAGGAGACAGAAACAUAUCAAGUAAAUGUAACAAGUUCUUGCGUUGGCAAUAUUGAGAACCCGCAAAUAUUGCUAAAAUCUAAUAUUUUCAUUAAUAGCUUUGCCCGUUUACCACUACAAGCAGCUGUCGGCGAAUACUGAUGGAAACUGCUACACAUAGCACCUUUUAAGAGCAGUUACUCUGUAAGCCUAUUUGCUUUUUAUUUUAUUGGAAUGUACAAAUAUCAGACUUUCUGUGAUCGAGUUUGCCAAAGACAGGUUUUGCGAAACAGGCGAGUCGUACUUUAUUUAUGCAUACUAUUGUGAGGUCACCAGUUCAGCAGCAUCGCUCAAGCAAACAUGAACGGCGUUCGUGAAAUCAACAGUACCUCAUCUGCCUUCAUCGGGUGUGGAUCCUGCUGUAAACUAAAAGCACGCAAGGAUAUAAAUGAUGUGUUUUACAGAGCAACAGAUGUAAUCUUCCUCCAUGGCGUCACGGGGAUGAGAGCAAAAUUAAACAUUCUUCAUAUCAAUUUAAAGAAAUCCGUGAAGGCUGGUUUGGGGAAAAAUGAAUGUACUGUCUAAUUUUGGCAUCAGGAUUUUUUUUUUCUUCUCGCUUUGCUCGCCAAUCAUUUGCCACAAAUGUACAAAGAGCGAUCAGACUAUCGGGUCACAACCUCGAGUUUAAAAAACAAAAAGAAAAAAGGAUGAAUUCAGUGCCUCUGCCUUCAUAUUAACAAACUUGUGUGUGAUGAUAAAAUAUUUGCAGAGUUUAAUUUAAACAGGGACGUAUGUGUUUUAUGUACAGUAUAAAGAUUUCUGUCGGCAGAAACAGUACAAAGUAUGUGUAUUUGUAUAAAAGAGAGUUAAAAACUCAUGGUGCUUUGGGUGUGAAAGAUUUACCCCCCUGGAAUUGAAAGUGAGAAAAAUUGAAAUUCUGUAACGCUUCAAUAAACGUUUUGGAAUGAGUAAUAAAACACAUUGUAUCGAAAUAAAUAUGAUUUAUGAACUG
Poecilia reticulata (guppy) is the source of this 4987-nucleotide messenger RNA. It is a transcript of the gene usp45, whose product is annotated as ubiquitin specific peptidase 45. Gene Ontology annotation, molecular function: zinc ion binding; cysteine-type deubiquitinase activity. Lineage: Eukaryota; Metazoa; Chordata; Actinopteri; Cyprinodontiformes; Poeciliidae. Gene Ontology annotation, biological process: protein deubiquitination. The record is from RefSeq and is a predicted model, not a curated record.